This is a messenger RNA of Electrophorus electricus (electric eel), 1449 nucleotides long. It is a transcript of the gene vps25, whose product is annotated as vacuolar protein sorting 25 homolog. Gene Ontology annotation, molecular function: protein homodimerization activity; structural molecule activity. NCBI's taxonomy places the organism in Eukaryota, Metazoa, Chordata, Actinopteri, Gymnotiformes, Gymnotidae. Gene Ontology annotation, cellular component: ESCRT II complex. Gene Ontology annotation, biological process: protein transport to vacuole involved in ubiquitin-dependent protein catabolic process via the multivesicular body sorting pathway. The record is from RefSeq and is a predicted model, not a curated record.
CGGUGAAUUAGUUAGAGAAACAACUGUCAUUACAACCAGCGUCGACUUGCUGGGGAACUGAUUUAACACGAACAUGUUCAGCUAACAGGCGUUUCCUACACACUGCCAUACCGGAAUCAGAACCCGACAUUGCAGCCAGAGCGCAGGUUGACAGAAUUUGUACUGGAGAUGAGUUUUGAGUGGCCUUGGCAGUACAAUUUCCCCCCUUUUUUCACAUUACAGCCAAAUGUUGACACCAGACAGAAACAGCUGGCAGCAUGGUGUUCGCUAGCGCUUUCGUAUUGCCGUCAUCGAAAACUGUACACUUUGGAUGUCCUCGAGGCGCAGGAAAGCCCAGUAUUCAACAAUAAGAAGAUUGAGAGAAAGCUGUCAGUUGAGGCCAUACAAGUUGUCUUUGAGGAAUUGAGAAAGAAAGGGAACCUGGAAUGGAUAGACAAAAAUAAAACGCGCUGUUUAAUCAUGUGGCGAAGGCCUGAGGAAUGGGGCAGUCUGAUUUAUCAAUGGGUCUCUAAAAAUGGCAUGAUCAACUCAGUGUUUACUCUGUAUGAACUUUCUAAUGGAGAUGACACAGAAAAUGAAGAGUUCCAUGGACUGGAGGAGUGGAUGCUGCUGCGAUCAUUGCAGGCACUGCAAGCUGAAGGAAAGGCAGAAAUCAUCACGCUGGAUGAUGGGAAGGGAGUCAAGUUCUUCUGAGUCAUGCUUUUCCAUAUAAGACUUUAGGAGGGGGAUUUUUGGGCUCCUUUAAACCCAGACCGAUCUUUUUAUUUUUUGAUCUACUGGGAUCAGAUCUCUGGCAUAUGGACUGUAGUUGCUGGAUUUCCUGGCACAGAUUAAGUCUAGAUUAAACAGGAUUUUUGUAGAAUCCCGUUAAGUAUUUCUGUCUUAAGAUAUUACUGGAAAACCAGCAUGCCAUUAACUCAUUGACUUAAUCAUUGCAUUUAAUGUCCUUAUUGUGUAGAUAACCUCAAAUACAUAAUUUCCUUGGAAUCCUUCUGAAUUGGUGGUUUUACACCUGACAAACAGAAUUACUCAGUAACUUUAGCAAAAUAAGACAUGGAAUUUCACUCCAAGAUAUCUUGCAAAUGACUAAAGGGUCAGUUGACACUUGUUGCACAUCAGACUUCUGAAAAAGAUGCUCAUUAGAUUCUUACUGUGGUGUACAAAAAGUUUUUUGUUCAUUGUAGUGCUGUGAAUCCCAGCAGACUUGUUCUACUUGAAUAUCUCUCUGUGCUAUCAAAAACCCAAAAUAUGUUUUGGGGAUAUUCCAAUGCUUCCUGGCAAAGACAUCUGAAGAGAUGAACCUAGUGUUCUUGUAUAAAAGUGCCGAUACCGUUAAUGACAAUUUGAUUAAUUUUCCCAGUAGCAUUAAUCUUCUUGUCUAUCUGUUUCUGACCACAUUUUAUACAAGUGUAAAAGUGUAUAAAUAAAUUAGAGAUUGGUUUUCAUUUA